AUGGAGCGGGGGCUGUGCGUCUUCGGGGACCCCAAGGUAGAGCUUCACGUCCACCUGGAUGGAGCCAUUAGACCAGAAACAAUCUUGCACUUCGGCAGGAAAAGAGGGGUUCCGCUCCCUGGCAGCACUGUUGAUGACCUCCUGCAGCAUGUCAGCUACAAAACACCACUGACACUUACCCAAUUUCUAGAAAAGUUUAAUCACUACAUGCCUGCCAUUGCGGGUGACCGUGAGGCGGUGAGGAGGAUCGCCUAUGAGCUUGUGGAAACGAAAGCAAAAGAAGGCGUCAUCUAUGUGGAGGUCCGGUACAGCCCUCACCUCCUGGCCAACUGCCGCGUGGAUCCCAUCCCCUGGGGCCAAACCGAGGGAGACCUCACUCCAGAUGAAGUCGUUAACCUCGUAAAUCAGGGACUACAGGAUGGAGAAAGGGAUUUCCGCAUCAAAGCCAGGUCUAUUCUAUGCUGCAUGCGCCAUAUGCCAAGCUGGUCUCCAGAGGUGGUGGAGCUCUGCAAGAAGUAUCAAAACAACUCUGUGGUGGCUAUCGACCUGGCUGGGGAUGAGUCCCUGAAGGUGGAGAAUUCCUCUGAGCAUAAGAAGGCUUACGAGGAAGCUGAAAGAUGCGGGAUUCAUCGUACUGUCCAUGCUGGGGAGGCCGGCCCGCCUGCCAUGAUCAAGGAGGCAGUUUAUCUCCUGAAGGCUGAGCGCAUUGGCCAUGGCUACCAUGUCCUGGAGGACCCUGAGCUCUACAAGGAGCUGUUGAGAGCAAAGAUGCAUUUUGAGGUCUGCCCUUGGUCCAGUUAUCUCACUGGAGCAUGUCUUCCGGACUUUGGGAAACACCCUGUAGCACAAUUUAGGAAAGAUCGCGCUAACUAUUCUAUAAACACGGAUGAUCCCCUCAUCUUUAACUCCAAUAUUGACAAGGAUUACAGCAUAGUGAAGGACUACAUGGGCUUCACGGAGGAGGAGUUCAAGAGAGUGAACAUCAAUGCAGCUCAGUCCAGCUUCUUACCUGAGAAAGAAAAGCAGGAACUGCUGGACACGCUGUAUGAAGCCUAUGGGAUGGUCCCCAACGCAUCGUGACCCAUCCCUGCAAGCCAGCAUGGAGUGGUCGCCCUUCUUCAUUCGUGCUUGACUCUCCUCUGUGCUAGUGGGAGCACCAGGAGAAGGUGCCCAGAGUUAGUCUCUAUUACUGGCACCCCUGUGUUAACCCUUACAGUGCUAAGCAGAAUCAGACUAUCACAUACACCUACUUAUCACCCCCAUGAACUGUCUCCCAAAUGGAUAUUCAGCUUCCUAUCUUGCUGUUGUGCAAGCAGACUGACAUGCCUCCUGGCCUGACUCCCUUCUCCAUCUGCCAGUCUUUCUGUACGGCAAAUGAGAACAGAAGAACCUCCCCUGCCUUUUUUUUUUUUUUCUUCCCUUCUUCCCCUGCUUUAUCUGUCCUGCCCCACUGACCUGCCUAGCCCUCGUCUGCGGUGCAGAAAUAACCACCUUUAACUGUGACUGUGGCCUGCGUUAAUCUUCACCUUUCUAGGAAAAAGGUGUGUUUGUUAGUGCUGACAGGGAGUGAGCAGGCGCUUCAGAAACAGAGGCUUUCUUCCCAUCCAUGUGGGUAGGAGGGUUUGGCCACAGCUAUAUUUACCCAGGGUUAGUCUUGUACUAACAAGACUGGAACAAGAAGAAGCUGGAAGCCGGUGCUCUUGCCCGUGCACAGGUCUGAAGGGCAUUUUAAAAAAAAAAAAAUCAUUUUUUGGCAUCCUUUCUUGGACAAGGACUCCUGUGUAUCAGCCUCCCAAUAUCACUGCCACAGAAGCGCACACCUUGGGCUCAGGCUCCAGCUGUGCUCACAGCUGGCCAUGACCAUGCUCACACAUGCAUAGGAAGUUGGAACGUAUUUUUGCCAUUUUGGGCCAAAAUCUGCCUUCUGGGACUUUUCCCGGUUUUGUGCUCAUCCUGGAGAAUUCCUGUGAACUGCAGUUUGCUCUUCCUCUAUCUUUGUUUAGGACUUGGAAAAACCAUGAUCAAUUGCCUGUUUUAACCAUUCUGCCCUCUUCCUGACUUGACGUAAUCUUUAGGCACCAUUAAAACUGAAUAAGUAAAUUAAUAAGCUAGGGCCCAAUGUCACAUAUUGACUCAGGUCCCAUCUGAAUUGCUUCUCUCACUCAACCACAAUACUGGCUAGAAGUCAGAUCUUCAGUUUGGUGGAGAAUUUAUACAGAAAUAUUCACCAAAAUUCCUAAGCGAUUUUGGUGCAUUAUAGCGUUUUUACUUAAUAUGCAAUAGAGCUGUGCAUCCAGAGAAGAGACCAUCAUUUCUUAUGUGAGUGUGUGGUGUGCUUUAGCAUCCCAGGUGUCUGCCAAGAUGCUUACUCCAAAGAUACUGUACCAAAAAGUUGCCUUUGACAAGGGGCCGCGGUCACCAUUACCACGGACAGUGUGUGAGACUGGUUCAGUCUCAGCCAGCAGCGACCGCGUGCUGGGAGUAUUUCCAUUCUUUCUGGGCUUCCAUAUUUGUCUUCUGAGUAAAAUACUCAUCUCUGAAGUACUUGCUGCAUAUAUAGACACAUGUAUAUGUAUAGCUAGAUAGAUGGAUAUGAGAGAGUGACUUUCUUACUUUUAUAAAGCAAAUGAUAAAGCGUCACUUUUAAGAACAUGAUUGCGGUAAGAACCAGGCUUUUUUGGGUAAUUUUUCUCCAAAAACUGUUUCUGAAGAAGAGUUGCUUGUUUGGAUUCUGGACAGUUGGUUUUGUUAAUUCUGUUUAAUAAAAUAACAAA
This is a messenger RNA of Gymnogyps californianus (California condor), 2774 nucleotides long. RefSeq names its product adenosine deaminase (gene ADA). Gene Ontology annotation, cellular component: cytosol; external side of plasma membrane. Gene Ontology annotation, biological process: T cell activation; inosine biosynthetic process; adenosine catabolic process. Gene Ontology annotation, molecular function: adenosine deaminase activity. The transcript is spliced from 11 exons. Bases 1 to 1080 code for a protein of 359 amino acids. NCBI's taxonomy places the organism in Eukaryota, Metazoa, Chordata, Aves, Accipitriformes, Cathartidae. The record is from RefSeq and is a predicted model, not a curated record.